CUCUGCGGGCCAGCCCCUCAGCCCACGGUCAGGGAGCCCCGCGUCUUCCCUGCCAAACAUCAGCUCUGUGACCUUGGGCGAGUCCCUGGGGGUCUCCAAGGAAUGCAGUCCCUGGGCUGUGACUGACCAGCCGAAGUAUCUCUUAACUUUCCUGCCAGCUCUGAAUAUGCGUCUGUGUCUUUAUUAUCCGUGCUUUUGAAGUUGAGCCAGGGUAGAUGUCCCUGUUUGGGAGAGAGUUCUUGCAGGACUGGGGAGGCCUGAGUGGGGGGCCCGGUGCCGAGCGCCCCUCCAGAGAUGUGGUUAGUUUAGAGGUUGGAUCCUGUGCGCCUGAAGCCUAGAGCCCGCUCCACCCGGGCACUGCUCUCCAAGGUGCUGCUACCUUGUGCACCUGCUCGUCCUUGUCCUGUUCACUCCUGAAGACCAGUGGCCUGGGAGGGUGGGCAGCUAUUGUCCCCAGGAUAUCUCCUCUGGCCCUUCCUCAUUCAUAAGUAUGGAUAAUUGACAUCUUUCUUGGCCUCAAGUAAAUUGCUAUGCAAACAGUGUCAGGCUCCCCUACUUUCCAACCAGAUCGCCAGCCCUUGACCCUCCUCUCAGACUUUGGGAGCUGCUGCCCCACACAUCUCCACUCCCACCCCAGCGACAGAGGGCCAGACUCCACAGGCACCAGAACUUGGGAAGGGGAGAACAGGAGGGCUCUUUCCUUCACCUCUGUCUUUCUGGGCUAACUUGUGAUGGUCACUUGCCUUCACUCCAUAAUGUAUCUCUGGCUCUAGAAUUUCAAGUUAACUCGGUGACUCCUAUCUCAACGUAGCGUCCCAGUGUGCUAAAGGAAGAAGUUUGAGCAUCAGAACCCAGUUGCAAGGUUCUUCUCUGAGCUGAACUAUGGCUGUGUCUGUGGGCCGACAAAUCCAAACUCCUCAAGUGCAAGAAGACCUUCGAAUAGUGAAGCUGGAAGAUGAUUCCCAUUGGGAGCAGGAGAUUUCCCUUCAGGAGAGUGACCAUGGACCAGAGACCUCCUGCCAGCGUUUCUGGCAUUUCUGCUAUCAGGAAGCAUCAGGACCCCGGGAGGCCCUUAUCCAACUCCGGAAGCUCUGUCGUCAGUGGCUGAGACCAGAGGAGUGUACAAAAGACCAGAUCCUGGAGUUGCUGGUGCUGGAACAGUUUCUGACUGUCCUUCCUCAGGAGAUCCAGAUCUGGGUUAGACAGAAGCAUCCAGAGAGUGGAGAGGCAGCCGUGGCCCUGGUGGAAGACUUGCAGAAAGGACCUGGACGAUAUGGGCUCCAGGUGAUGGUGAGAAACUCACAGCCAGAACCAGAAGAACAGUUGAAUCACAGCCCAAAAGUAGAACUCCGAUCCUUCCACAAGAACGGAGGCAUGGAAGCAGCCAGAACCUGGAUGGAGGAACCACCUGGAAAGAAGUUGGGAGAGAUCUGCAUAUGGGGCUGCACUGGAUUUGCCAACCCACGACCUAGGGUCAACUGCUACAGGGAGGAGGAAAACCCACAGAGCCCAGAUCAUCAGGGCCUCGGAGAGGAAGGCGCCAGAGACUCUCCAGCAAGUGGAAGAGUCAAGCCCAGCUACUUGCCCAUCCUGAGAAAACCCAAGACCUGGGAGGAGCUGGAGUGGCAGGGCCUGGAGGAUGAGAAGGUGGCAGGGGUGCACUGGGGCUAUGAGGAGAACAAGAUCUUUUUGGAAAUUCUCAGUGAGUCCUGGAUCCAUGAGAAGCUGCGCACCUGCCAUCGGAACCGCCAGGUGUACCGGCUGGUGGCUGCGCGGCUGCGGGAGCGCGGCUUCCUACGGACCCUGGAACAGUGUCGCUACCGGUUCAAAAACCUCCAGACCCACUAUCGCAAAGCCAGGAGCAGCCGCACUCCAGGCACUUGCCCCUUCUAUCAGGAGAUGGAUGCCCUGAUGUGCCCACAGGCUGCCAUCCCCAUUCCAGAUGUGGCAGGGGCUCUGCUUAGCCAGAGCAACCCUGAUGUGGAGCAGGAAGAGCUGCAGGAGGGUUACUGGGGAGAUGAGGAGGAGGCGGUGCUAGCUGAGGCUGUGCUGGAACGAGUCGGAGGAGCCGGGGCAGAACACGGGCCACACAGCAGCAUCUUUAGAAGGGCAUUCAGGAGCCAUCACAGAGGAUUCUGGGGGGAUGAGCUAAGUGUUGAAGAAGUGUCUGGAAGCCCUGGAAUCCCCGCCCUGCUUCAUGGUCCUACUGGGGUGCACUGGGGCUAUGAGGAAACGAAAACCUUCCUGGGGAUUCUUGGGGAGCCCUACAUCCAUGAGAAGCUGCGUACCUGCCAUCGGAACCGCCAGGUGUACCGGCUGGUGGCUGCGCGGCUGCGGGAGCACGGCUUCCUGCGGACCCUGGAACAGUGUCGCUACCGGUUCAAAAACCUCCAGACCCACUACCGAAAAGCCAGGAGCAGCCGUGCUCCAGGCACCUGCCCCUUCUAUCCGGAGAUGGAUGCCCUGAUGAGCCCCUGGACCCUCGCUGGCACUGUUGAUGCCCUAGAGGUGGCAGGAGGCCUGUUGUGGAACAGGGGGUACUCUGAAGAGAGCCAGAAGGCCACACUGGAGGAUGUGACAUGGGAUGGUAGUGAACUGGCCGAGGAACCCCAGGAGGAGCCCAGGAGCCUUGGCCCCCAGGCCUGGAAGGGAAGUCCCAGUGAUCGUGACAUGAGGACAGAGGACAAGGAGAAUUCAAGCCAGGACAUCUCAGUGGAAGCAGAGCUACAGGGAGCACAGUUAGAGAGACCCCAAAUAGAUGCUUCCCAGGCCCCUGAUUGGAGGAAAAACUGGGCAGGCGAAUGUGGAGUGGAAAUGCAGUGGGAAACACCCUCAGAAGACAGACAAAAAGCACUCUUCCCUCCAGAAAGAGACGUAGGUAAACUCCUAGAUCCUCAGGGAACCUACAUAGGAAGGAAGUCCUGUCUGUGCUGCGCAUAUGGAAGGCAUGUCAGCCAGAGCUCACACUUCGCUGUCCACAGAUUAGCCCACACUGGGGAAAAGAAACCUUCCAAGUGUGGCCAUUGUGGGAAAAGCUGUGGCCGAAACUCACAUCUGGUUUGCCACCAGAGAAUCCACAUUAGGGAGAAGCCCUACAAAUGCCCUGAAUGUGGAGAAGGCUUCAGUGAUCCUUCCAACCUCCCAGCACACCAGAGAGUCCACACUGGAGAGAAGCCCUACAAAUGUGGAGAGUGCUGGAAGAGCUUCAACCAGAGCUCAAGCCUUACUCUGCACCAGAGAGUCCACACAGGGGAGAAGCCCUAUAAGUGCACUGAGUGUGGAAAAAGUUUCACCAGUAUCUCACACUUCAGUGCGCACCAGCGAACACAUACUGCCGAAAAACCCUACCAGUGCCCUGAGUGCGGGAAAAGAUUUAGCAAGAGUUCCACGCUCACCAGCCAUCAGAGGAUCCACACAGGAGAGAAACCCUACGAAUGUCUCGAGUGCAGGAAAAGUUUCAGCGACCGCUCAAACCUCAUUACCCACCGGCGAAUUCACACUGGAGAGAGACCCUAUAGAUGCGGGGAGUGUGGGAAAAGCUUCAAUCAGAGCUCCAGUCUCAUCAUCCACCAGAGAAUCCACACCGGAGAGAAACCCUAUGAGUGUACUGAAUGUGGGAGGCGAUUCAACAACAGCUCACAUUUCAGUGCACAUCGGAGGACCCACAUGGCAGAGACUCAAAAUGUAGUAGGAUCAUCUUUAAAACAGCAAGUCUAAGGACACUGCAGAAUCCAUUCCAAAAAUGGUUUGUACUGUCCUGAUUCUCUAUCAUGACACCCACUCGAAAUGGAGAGAAAGAAUUUAGAUCCCAGCCCAGUAGAUGUUAUUUUGUUUCUCUCUCUAAAAACUCACUUGGCUUAUGAAAUACUACUCAGGGCUUUCUUCUACACACUGUCGUAAUGGAAGCUCAUUUGCAGAGAAUUCAGAGACUGGUUCUGAAUUUGACCAGGUCACCAUUACAGUAUGUGUCCACUAUGACCCUAUGCCUUAACUUCCAGGCUUGGUAAGCUGGGGGUGGGAGUCCUGUCCCCGAGACCCUCCUCCAAGGAUGGGAGCCUCCGCCCUGCUGUGUGGCUGGCACUGUGGACAGCUGGCUCGGGCACAGAGCAGCAGGUGCUGAGCUGUCUCUUCUCAGCACUGGGCAGCUGAACUGGGAUUACUUAACUCUCUACACUUUUAAAGAUCUUCUACGAUCCUCCCUAUAGGAAGAUGGGGGCCUGGGAACUGCCUCCAUUCUCCGCAUUCGUUUUCUUAGGAUUUAUAUGGAGUGACUGGAAAGGAAAGCACUCUUAUCACAUUGGAGGAGGGCAAAGGAGAAAAGAUCAUCGCUGGAGGUUGGCUUUCUACACCAUGACUUACCCUUCCUAUCAACAUAUUAGGUCAAAUCAUAGGAGAUUGCCGUUUUGAUCUCCAAAACCAGCAAUUUCAUGAUUCAACCUAAACAGACUUUUUGCAGGGUAGAAUUACUUCAGACUGCCAGCAGGGCUGCUGCAGAGCCUUACAGGUCCUGCUGUGUCCUAAGAUACAACACUGGGUUGAGGAGAUCACAAACAGGAUGGUGUAGUGGAGAAAGCCUUUUCUGUUUGUAAAUAUAUCCAGAGCAAUAACUAGGAACCAUGGCAUUAAGAGGACUCCCAGCUGGAGGAUCUGCCUCUCUACCACUGGCCUCUACCACAUAGCUCCUUCAGGGAAGGCCAUGUCCUGGUCCACAGGUUCCUGGAGAUUGGGGUAUCUCUGUGAGACCAGAGCACAAUUCCUGGGGGCACACUCUGACACACAGAGCAAAUGGUGCUCGGAAAUAAGUUGAAAACAGUUUCUCCCUCUUAAAAUAGUCAUCUUUGGGUGGCUCAGUCGGUUAAGCAUCUGACUCCUGAGAUCUCUCUCUAUCUUGUGCCUGGGAGUUCAAACUCCAUGUUGUGUCUCAUGCUAGAUAUGGAGCCUGCUUAAAAAAUAAAAAAGUUUCCUUUGUGCAUUUAA
Molecule: messenger RNA, 4977 nt
Organism: Nyctereutes procyonoides (raccoon dog)
Lineage: Eukaryota; Metazoa; Chordata; Mammalia; Carnivora; Canidae
Product: zinc finger and SCAN domain-containing protein 20-like
Biological process (GO): regulation of transcription by RNA polymerase II
Molecular function (GO): RNA polymerase II cis-regulatory region sequence-specific DNA binding; DNA-binding transcription factor activity, RNA polymerase II-specific
Source: RefSeq, a predicted model, not a curated record